Prinia subflava (tawny-flanked prinia) is the source of this 4990-nucleotide messenger RNA. It is a transcript of the gene ACVR1B, whose product is annotated as activin A receptor type 1B. The coding region runs from base 60 to 1610 and encodes 516 amino acids. The transcript has 9 exons. Gene Ontology annotation, cellular component: activin receptor complex; plasma membrane. Gene Ontology annotation, molecular function: activin receptor activity, type I; ATP binding; activin binding. Lineage: Eukaryota; Metazoa; Chordata; Aves; Passeriformes; Cisticolidae. The record is from RefSeq and is a predicted model, not a curated record. Gene Ontology annotation, biological process: protein phosphorylation; cellular response to growth factor stimulus; nervous system development.
GCUCCCCCUCCCGCCGGCGCUGCGGCCGCUCCGCUCCGAGGCCGCGGCGCGUCCCCGCCAUGGCCGCCCGGGCCCCCCGCUUCCCUCGGGCUCCUCCCGCCGCCCGCCGCUCCCCGCCGCCUCCCGCCGCCCUCCUGCUCGCCCUGCUCCUGCUCCUGGCCGGGCCGCUCGGCGGGGCCCGCGCUUUGACAUGUCUGUGCUCUGACUGCAAACAAGCCAACUCCACGUGUGAGACGGACGGCGCCUGCAUGGUCUCGGUGUUCAACCUGGAUGGAGUCAAACACCACGUUCGGACCUGCAUCCCUGAGGCAAAACUGAUCCCUGCUGGGAAACCCUUCUAUUGUCUGAGCUCAGAGGAUCUGCGUAAUACUCACUGCUGCUACUCCGAUUUUUGCAACAAAAUUGAUUUAAUGGUUCCCAGUGGACACCUGAAAGACAACGAGCCCCCCUCAAGCUGGGGUCCCGUGGAGCUGGUGGCGGUGAUCGCCGGGCCCGUGUUCCUCGUGUUUGUUGUCAUGAUCAUCGUGGUGUUCGUGUUCCACCACCACCAACGGGUCUAUCACAACCGCCAGCGGCUCGACAUGGAGGACCCUUCUUGUGAAAUGUGCCUUUCCAAGGACAAGACCUUGCAAGAUCUGGUCUAUGAUCUCUCCACCUCCGGCUCCGGCUCAGGCUUGCCUCUGUUUGUCCAGCGCACCGUGGCUCGGACGAUCGUGCUCCAGGAGAUCAUCGGCAAGGGCCGCUUCGGGGAGGUGUGGCGGGGCAGGUGGCGCGGAGGGGACGUGGCCGUGAAGAUCUUCUCCUCCCGUGAGGAGCGCUCGUGGUUCAGGGAGGCAGAGAUCUAUCAGACCGUGAUGCUGCGGCACGAGAACAUCCUGGGCUUCAUCGCUGCGGACAACAAAGAUAACGGGACGUGGACUCAGCUGUGGCUGGUCUCUGACUACCACGAGCACGGCUCUCUCUUUGACUACCUGAACCGCUACACAGUGACCAUCGAGGGCAUGAUCAAGCUGGCCCUGUCUGCUGCCAGCGGGCUGGCCCACCUGCACAUGGAGAUCGUGGGCACUCAGGGAAAACCUGGGAUCGCUCACAGGGACCUGAAAUCCAAGAACAUCUUGGUGAAGAAGAACGGCACGUGUGCCAUCGCUGACCUGGGCCUGGCCGUGCGGCACGACUCCGUCACCGACACCAUCGACAUCGCGCCGAACCAAAGGGUCGGCACCAAACGAUACAUGGCCCCAGAAGUCUUGGAUGAAACCAUCAACAUGAAACAUUUUGAUUCAUUUAAAUGUGCCGAUAUCUACGCCUUGGGCUUGGUGUACUGGGAGAUUGCCCGAAGGUGCAAUGCAGGAGGUAUCCAUGAGGAGUAUCAGCUUCCCUACUACGACCUUGUACCCUCUGAUCCUUCCAUUGAGGAGAUGCGCAAGGUCGUGUGUGACCAGAAAUUACGGCCAAACAUCCCAAACUGGUGGCAGAGCUACGAGGCACUCCGGGUGAUGGGCAAGAUGAUGCGGGAGUGCUGGUACGCCAACGGAGCGGCUCGGCUCACCGCCCUCCGCAUCAAGAAAACCCUCUCCCAGCUCAGUGUCCAGGAAGAUGUGAAAAUUUAGGCUCUGAGCCUCAGCAGGAGGAAACUGCACAGGAGCUGCUGUGCUAGAGUAGACGUGUGAUGGAGGCCUACCUCGUGUUUCAGCCCAACCUACUGCUACAACCAGACAGCGGGACCUGCAGGCUGCUAGGCAGGGGGACGGAGCCUACAGAGACGCUCUCUUCCCUGCUCGGGUAUGAAACAAUCCGAAACCUUUUUGUGAUCACCUCCUGAGAGCGUGGAGACUUGAGAGGGACUUCACCCGAGGGAUCUCAGCCAUGAUCGUAACUCUUUGUUCCUUUCAAGGAAAUCCCUGUAAAGUUGAGCACCCACCGGCGGGGUCGGAGCCAGCCCCGGGUGCUCGGUGCGGGAGCGGGAAGGGAAAGGGAAGGUUUUUCUUUGCCAUACUCUCGAGGAUUUUUCCAGGGACUGGCACGUUCACACAGAAAAAGCAAAACAAAUGGUGCUCUCUUCCAAGAGGCUGAGCCGGAACAGUUGAUCAGCUUCACAAAAACCGUUCCCCCUCCUUUUCUUAAGCUUGAAACAAAAAGUCCAACUCAGCGCCCUGACGGCCGUCGGGGCACCCCGGUGUCUGCAUGCGCGAGGCGCGCGUGUCCCCGUGCCCUGCCCGGUCAUCUCCUCCCCGUAGCCGUGCGGUGUCUGCCCGUGGGUGGCUCAUCUCUGUCCGUGCUUCCUGUGCAUGUGCAAAUCUCGAGUGUCCCGUUCCGUGAGCUGUUUGCGCUGGUGCUCUCCGUGCUGAGUCGUGAGCGUCGUGGAGCUUGGACAGGCUGCUGCAGAGCGGAUCCCCGGCUCUCCGCCGCCGGCUGCCGCAGUGUCCCGUCAGGUUGCCUCACUGCCACCCCCUUCCCUUUUUUUUAAGACAAAUAAGGAACUGAGAAUGGCUCCUGGAAUCCAGGUUUUUUUUGUCUCGAGCCCCUGGGGUUUGUAAUUCUCGGCAGCGGGGAGCUGAGAUGUGUCAGAGGUGGAGCAGGCACGUGGGGAAAGCAGGACUGGGUUCUCCUGGGAAUGCAAUUCCCAGCUCCACCACCCAGGCAGGUUUCUGGGGGCCUGGUGCUGCUGCAGGUUGGGGACAGAGUGGCUGCACAGUGCCCAGGCAGAAAGGGACCUGGGGACACUGGUGACAGCCCAUUAAACAUGAGCCAGCAGUGUGCCCUGGUGGCACCCUGGCCUGUGUCAGGAAUGGUGUGGCCAGCAGGAGCAGGGAGGUCACUCUGCCCCUGUGCUCAGCACUGGUGAGGCCACACCUCGAGUGCUGUGUCCAGUUCUGGCCCCUCAGUUUAGGAAAGACAUUGAGGGGAGGGCAGAGAGGCUGGAGAGGGGCUUGGAACAGAAGCCCUGUGUGGUUGAGGGAGCUGGGGUUGUUUGAUCUGGAGAAAAGGAGGCUCAGGGGUGACCUUAUCGCUCUCCACAGCUCCCUGAAAGGUGGCUGUAGCCAGGUGGGGAUCAGUCUCUGCUCCCAGGCAAACUACUGACAGAAGGAGAGGACAGAGCCUUAAGCUGCACCAGGGGAGGUUCAGGUUGGACAUCAGAAAAAAAUUCUUCACUGGAAGAGUGACUGGGCACUGGAAUCGCCUGCCCAGGGAGGUGGUGGAGUCACCAUCCCUGGGCAUGGUGGAAAAAAGACUGGACGUGGCACUCAGGGCCACGGUUUGGUUGAUGAGGAGGGGUUGGGUUAGGUCACAGGUUGGACCUGGUGGUCUCAGAGGUCUUCUCCAACCUGGCUCACUCUGUGAUUGUGUGAUCUGAGUUCUGGGGAUGCUCUGCACCUCCCAGAGGUGCGGGGCAGGAUCUGACAGCAGGUGUGGGUUGGGAAUUCAACAUCCAUCCUUUGAAUAUAGGUGUAUAAAUAUCCCCUAAUGUGCAAGUGGCUGUGUCUCCGUGUGGGGUGGGGGGAUCUGCGUGGGUUUCUUUUGAUUCAAUGCCAGGUGAGGGAGAGGUGGGGUGACCACAGCAAACGUGGAGUGAGGGCUGUGGCUGCCGGGGUGACCUCGGCAGUCGGGAGGAGCCGUGGUGUGUCAGUGUCUGCAGCAGAGAACUCUGAAGCCAUAACUUUUAACUGGAGUGGUUUGGAUUAUUAUUUUUUUAAUUAUUAUUGUUGUUGUUAUUAUUAUUAUUAUUAUUGUUUUCUGGGAGGGUCUGGAUUUUAACUUUUUUGAAUCUUGUUAAUUCUUUCUAAGAGCAGAAAAACAAUCUCUAAUUAUUACCUCUUGACCUGUUGGUUUGUAAAGAAAUCACUGAAAAAAAAAAAAAAAAAGAAGAAGAAAACCAAAUGCACAGCUUGAUUUACACUGGAACUGUUUCUACUCUGACCUUGCUCCUGCUCUCUAAGGUGAGGUUUCAUCUCUGCUCCGGCCGCCAGGGUUAAAUCUUUAUUUCAGUCCCUCUGUUCUUGCCGUCUGUGUCCCUGUCCGUGUGUCCCUCUCCCCCGAUUCCCUGUGUGUCCAUGACCUUGUACAGAGUGAGGAGUGUGGAUUUUGGGUUUUUGAAUCAUGUUAGGAGCCGUUUUGCAUCCCCCAAGGAGUUUUUGGCAGCGUGGAUCUGCUGUGGGAGCAGGGAUGGGGCUCCCCCGUCCCCUCCCGGCUUGUCCUGAGUCACAUCUCAGCCAGAGGUUUCUGCAGUGCCCCUUAAACCAAGGGGGAUUUAAACCCUAAAAGGACUCCCAGGCCACUGGAACAGGCCCUGGGGGAAGGACAGGAGGGGACAUCACCCCUCUGUGGGCACCACAGGCUCUCCCUUGGCUCUGCCCUCCCAGCGCACCCAUGGGUGCCGCCGGCUCCGCAACUCGCACCGAGCUCUCCCCGUCCUACUGUAGCCACACUGCACCUGCCUCAGCAAAAACCAAACAGCGCCAGCGAGCAGGGCCGGGCUGGAGGGGAGCAGGGGAGGGCAACCUCCCCACGGGCAGCGUUUUAGGAGAAGUUUUGUCCCAGAGAGGUGGGAAAAGCGCGCGGGGUCCGCGGCAGGAGCGCUGGCCAUGUAGCAUUUACACAGCACUUUCACCCAAACUGGUGCCCGGGGGUGCCGGUGCUUGCAGAGCUGACGGAGCACGUGGGAAUCUCUGCCUGGCUCCAAAACCUGCAGCAGCUCUGGGGAAAAAGCAGCAGAAUUCCAGGCAGUUUCCAGGGGAGCCCGGUGCAGGACAGGGAGGGGGUUCAUCAGCGGUACGUGGCUGCAGGACAGAACUCUUGGUACUUCUCUGCCCCUUUGAUUUGUUUGGUUUUGUACAUUUUCUUAGCAAAGGACUGUAAGAAAAUAGCCACUUAGCCACUUUACCUCUUCAGUAUGCAAAUGUACAUACGGUGUAAGAUAGGAAAUCUUUUGUUUAAUAUAAAACCAGGCUGUCGAUUUCUGCUGUACAUUAUUAAAAGUUUGUUUUAUUCA